Messenger RNA from Meriones unguiculatus (Mongolian gerbil), 1626 nucleotides. RefSeq names its product ankyrin repeat and fibronectin type-III domain-containing protein 1-like. The record is from RefSeq and is a predicted model, not a curated record. Gene Ontology annotation, cellular component: spindle. Gene Ontology annotation, biological process: regulation of establishment of bipolar cell polarity; establishment of mitotic spindle orientation. Lineage: Eukaryota; Metazoa; Chordata; Mammalia; Rodentia; Muridae.
AUGUCUAAAGACUUUUCCCCUUUGGCCGGGGAGAUCAUCAUGGACAACCUGCAGACCCUGAGGUGGACACCACAAGAGCAGAACUGUGGAUCACCAGAGCGAACAAAGCCCCCAAGUGGGUGGCCCCAGAGAUGCUAUCAGGAGAAGACUGGCUCCAACACCACAGCUCGCACAGUGGAAGGAUGCAGGAAGAACCCCACGGAAUUUCCACUGCUUAAAAGAAAAAGUGAUAUCGUGAUAAAAAUGGAAAACUCUCCACAGAGAGGUUCUCUGACAUCUAAACUGGCUUCUCCAGGGAUGAGGUUUUUCCACUCUGCCGUCCAAUCAGAGUGGUGCAGGUAUUAUGCUGAAGGCCAACAGUAUUUUGUUCAAGUCUCAGCUUACAACAUGAAAGGAUGGGGACCAGCUCAGACCACAACUCCAGCCUGUGCCUCGCCCUCUAACUGGAAAGACUAUGACGACAGAGAGCCCAGACACAAGGGACAGAGCGAAGUUCUGGAGAGCCUACUGCAGCAGGUCCGAGCCCUUCAUCAGCGUUACAGCUGCCGGGAAAGUUCAAAGUUGCAAACCAUGGGCCGCAAGCAGUCAGUAUCAAGAAGCCUAAAGCACCUAUCCCAUUCCUCAAACAAGUUUGUGAAGACCUUGAAAUGGUGGGUCUUUAUAGCCGUUAUAUUUUAUUAUAAAGACAGUAUGUUAGUCAGCAAUGAAGAUCAAAUACCAAUUGUUGAACUAGAUGACUCUCACACCAGCUCUAUUACAGAAGAUUUUCUCUGGUUCACGAAGCUGUCUUGUAUGUGGGAAGACAUCAGGUGGCUAAGGCAAAGCGUGCCCAUCUCUAUGUCCUCAUCCAUGGUGCUGCAGACUUGGCAGAAGAUGCUCGCUGCCACAGCCCAGCUACAGAAUUUACUUGGAACGCACAACUUGGGAAGACUCUACUAUGAGCCCAUUAAAGAUCGCCAUGGCAACAUCCUCAUUGUCACCAUCAGGGAAGUGGAGAUGCUUUAUUCCUUUUUUAAUGGCAAGUGGAUGCAGAUAUCAAAACUGCAAAGCCAGAGAAAGUCUCUGUCAACACCUGAGGAGCCAACCGCCUUAGAUAUCUUGCUAAUAACCAUCCAGGACCUCCUCUCCUACCACAAGAGGAGUCAUCAGCGCCUCUCUCCUGGGCUGGAUCUAGGAUACCUAAAGCUAUGCAGUUCUGUGGAUCAGAUCAAAGUGCUUGUAACCCAAAAGUUAUCCAACAUUCUCAGCCACGUGAAGAUCCGCGAGAACAGCAACAUCUCCAAAGAGGAGUGGGAAUGGAUCCAAAAGAUUUCUGGCUCCAAAUCUAUGGAAAGUGUGGAUCAUAAUGCUGACUGCCCCAUGCAAUUGUUCUUCUAUGAGCUCCAGAUGGCAGUUAAGGCUCUCCUGAAGCACAUCAAUAUACCUCCACACCAGGCAAGGAACUUCCGCCUCUACACACAGGAGGUGUUGGAAAUGGGUCACAAUGUGUCCUUUCUUCUCCUGCUCCCUGCCUCAGACGACGUCUGUACAGCCCCAGGACAGAAUAAUCCUUACAGCCCGCACUCAGGGUUUCUUAACCUCCCUCUUCAGAUGUUUGAACUUGGUAUAGUAGCUUGUUUCACCUAG